CAUUCUACAGGUGACGAUGGUUUGAGUAAGUGUGGUAAAUUGAGUAUUGACAAACCCACAAUACUAGGAAGGAAUGUAGCAUUUUCUUUUACCCCCGACACGUAUGAUCCAAAUGCAAUUCUAGAAUGGCAGCGCAGCAUGAAUGGAAAAGAUCAAUGGAAAACGCUCCCUUUAAACAACAAGUUUAAUCAGUUUGAGAAAAAUAUGAUUUACUACCUGAUAUUAACAGACAGUGUCAGAAACAAUGACGAGGGAUUUUACCGUGUUCAUUAUUAUAAUGAGACAAUACAUUGCUGGAUGGACGCUGGGAAACUUACGCUUGAAGCUAUAAACAAUUCGUGUGGACUCGUCUACCUCAGAUCUGAAAAGGUGAUUGUUAAUGGAACCGUGGAAAUCGAAUAUUAUCCGUCAACUGAUGUGAUGCAAAAUAGCGGUAGUUUCGAACGUAGAUGGAUACAUUCCGUCAGAGGGAGAAACAAAGUAUUGACAUUGGUUGGAGGAAGUUACGAGGAGACAUUUGAGCAAAAUAAUAAAUAUGUGUUGACAAUAUUUAUGUUCAAUAUUUCUAUGGAUGGAGAUUAUGGUGUUUAUUGUGGCUCUUCCGCAAAAUACACAGAUUUUAUAACCGUGAAAUUACCAGAACCACCAAGUGUACCUAAAAUAGUUGGUCUACAAGACAUAGAAAAUUGCACUGACUGUAUUGUUGGUGAGGAUAAUGAGAUGUUCAAACUUACCUGUGAGAUACACGGUGGUUCCCGUCCUCUAAUUGUUACCAUGACAAUAGGAAAUGAGUCAUAUCAACCUCAAGAAUUGAAUUCAACAACCUUUAUGGUAUUUUUCACGGUUAGGGACCACCAUCACAUGGAAAGUGUAAUAUUUUCAGUCAUGAACGAUGCAUUGUCGUCACCUUUAAGUGCUACUGCUCAGAUGUUUGUUAUAAAACCACCAACGUUUCAAGUUUCGGUGCCGGAAAUUCUAAGAGACGGAGAAGCUGUUAACAUCACAUGUACGUUGGAUGAUGGAAGACCCAAUCCGAAUGUGUAUUUUAGUAUUUCUGGUUCAGAAGUAUCGUCUGCAAACUCACAUUAUUAUAAUUCGACUACAUCUUUAAAUACCAACAUUAUCACUUUGACCACAUUCAAGAAAGAAUGGAACAAAGAAAACAUCACGUGCUGUCGAUAUAACGAAUGGUACACAAUUGUUCGGGACUGUUCGCCGCCAAUACAAAUUAAUUAUCAUUUUCCUCCCACGGAUGUGAUGUUAGAAGUCAAAAGUGAUGAAGACAGUCUAAUGUAUGCUACUUGCACUGUGUAUGGCUCGAAUCCAGUCUGCAACGUUCAGAUUAAAGCUACAAGCGGUAUCAUUGGAUCAGAAAAGUCUUCAGAGAAUAUAAGUCUACCCCAUGGUGCGUGGAAUUCUGUGUAUGAAGUAAACUUGAAUGUCCGUGAAGAAGACAAUGGUACAGAUGUAACGUGUAAAGUUGAGUGUGACGAGUUUCUUGUUGACCUUACAGACACUGUCAAAAUCCUCUUGCCUUCAAACCGAGAUGGUAUAAGGACAGGCGAUAAUAUGAGUACAACAGGCACAAACGAAACAGGUGUAGGUUUAGGAGCUGUAAUUGGGUCUGUGAUUGCUGCAUUAGCUGUUGGAAUUCUUAUUGGUGUGACUUGUACCAUGUAUAUUCUUACUAGAAAAGGAAUUAUAGCAGGCUCGAAAACUCAGCCGACAGUUUCUCGUGAAAUAGAAUUAACUGGACCACCAACUGCUCUGGAUACCUAUGAGCAACUUCAAAACAGAACAGAUACUGAAAUCAGGGGAACUUAUGAUUCACUUGAAGUCAACUCCAGAGUAGAACAAAACAGCCAAUCUCAGUAUGAAAGUCUGAAUCAGGAUGUUGAGAAAUAUCACACAUAUACAGAUCUAAAACAAAGCCGAUAAAUCAUGAGAACCUACUUGAAAGAUUCGUCUUGAACGUUCUAGUCUAUUCGGAAACUUUAUAGAAGGAUUGUUUGUAAUAUUUGUAUUUCUGUCAUCUUAAUGGAAGAUAUUGUUACACAAAUAGUCUCACUGACUUGUGUAAUAGAUUAAAACGUGUUAUGCUAGGUAUAAUUUUGUAUAAAUAACGGGGUCGUUUGGAAGUAAUAGAAAAAUACUGUUUUAAGGACUGGUGAGUUCUGGCAGUUAUGUUGCUACUUGAAAUAUCAACAUUAUUCGUAGAAAAGACUUUUAAUUCAAUGUUUAUACAUGUGUGCUUCACAUGUUAAAACUAAAAUAUGUGUUAUAUCAAAAGUAAAUUGAUUGAUGAAUGUUAAUUUCACAUAGAUGAUAUCAAGUCAAGCUUAUAUUAUGUUUGUUAAUUUGCUUAAGCGGGUGCGUUUUGUUAUUCUAGUGAUAUUUUGUAAUAAUUAUUAUCUUAUAUUUUCUGUAAAUAAGACAUGAAACAUUUGUAUUCACGUAUUACCUGUAUAUAUAUAUCACAAUCAUUGUGACUAUAUUGUGCUUCGUUCACCUUUUAUUCAUCCGUAUGAAACUUCUAUUUACUGUUCUUGAAUUUUCAUGUGAAUAAGGACAGAAGACUCGUAAAAUAUCAUACUUAAACUAAAAUACUGUUUUAUAAUAUAAUGAUUCUUUGUAAUAUUUUGACAAUGUAUAUAUUUAGACAUGUUAGUUUCUUCAAACAAGUGCUGCGGGUAACCGGUAUUGUUCGAAUUAAAUCUAGUUUGAAUGCCAUAUAUUGAGUUACAACUCUUCCUAAUAAUUCUAAAUAUUAAGUAAGUGAGAAGAAUUCCAGCAACAAGGAAAAUUUAGUAUUGCAUUGCUUCGUUCGAUUUCAGCCAUAGUUGAAACAUAUGUAGUGAACCAGGAUGAGAACAUUAAAGGGCAUCAUACUCUACAAAUUAAUUUUCAGGUUUCUGGCUCUUAAGAAAUUUAGAAUAAACCGUUUGUAAUGUUUUUGCCCAAGAUUAUUUUUCAAAGAAUAUAGAAAAGUUAUUUCUGUUCCCAAAAUAUCGAUAUUAUAGCAUAACUGAACAAAAUUGCUUCACUUGGCUCUUGAUAUUUCCUGAGGAAUGUCAAAUGUUAAAUAUGUUUGUGCAAUGUUUAGUAUAAUAACAUGCUUCAUACAUUUUAAUUCAAUUUACUCAAACUUACAUGUGAUAACGAGCUGCCCCAUACAAAGACACAGCCAGUAUUGUAUGUUUUGUAUGAUAAUUUUGCGUUAACAUGUAUUACUUUAAGUGAAUUGGUUUAUAAUGGAAUGUUUGUGAUACAAUAAAAAAAAUUGGUAUCAUUCAUGACAACAAACCACGAAAUAUUAUAUAUUUUUAUAUGAGUGUUGUAUACCAUAGUGAGAUACUCGACCCAAUAUUACAUAAACUGUUUUAGAACAACAUAU
This is a messenger RNA of Ruditapes philippinarum (Manila clam), 3394 nucleotides long. RefSeq lists its product as uncharacterized. NCBI's taxonomy places the organism in Eukaryota, Metazoa, Mollusca, Bivalvia, Venerida, Veneridae. Bases 139 to 1938 code for a protein of 599 amino acids. The record is from RefSeq and is a predicted model, not a curated record. The transcript is spliced from 11 exons.